Molecule: messenger RNA, 1827 nt
Organism: Candida albicans SC5314
Lineage: Eukaryota; Fungi; Ascomycota; Pichiomycetes; Serinales; Debaryomycetaceae
Gene: FGR13
Product: Fgr13p
Exons: 1
Coding region: 1-1827 (608 amino acids)
Source: RefSeq, a predicted model, not a curated record
AUGACUACGAACGGUACUAAUGGUUUUGAUUUUGCUGAUAAAGGUGAUCAUCCGCCUCGGCAGUCUCAAGAGAAUCCCCCUGGGAAUUUUCAAGAGCUGCCGUUAGAUGGUGGUCAAAUUCGGAAAUCAUCGUCGAACGAUGGUGUUUCCAACAACGUCGAAUUCAAUACAAAUACAAAUGCGCACGAGUCGUGGGCUGACUACCCUGAAUCAGACCAGAUGGAUACUGAUUCAUCUGAAUACUAUACAGAAGAUGAAAACGAAGAAGGAAAGAUCCCCAAAGGUCCAUACCAUCAAUUUCAAAAUGCUAAUAAAUUUACUUACUUUACACCAGAAACUGCAACAACAUUAGUUGCUCCUAACAACAAUACACAAAACACUACAACUGAACAAGACAAUAUGUCCAAAACUUAUGCCUCUGUGGCAGCUACAUUCAAAACAAACUUGGCCAAGAGCCAAGAUAAACAAGAGGAACUUAGAAUGUCCAAUUUUAAGGUCCCUCAAAAAGCCUUUGACGACUUAAAAAGACACAAUGAUGCGGUAUUUCCUGAAGAGGUCAUGACAUCUGAUCUCUCAACCAUUAUUAACAAAUAUGGACAUGAAAAGGUUUUCGACACCAUUGAGAACACGCUAAUUACUACUGCGCAAAACUUAGAAGGAUAUUUGAGUGAAUAUCCUGAGAAUGUUAUGAGAAAGGCAUUCAAAUAUUUCACAUUGAAACUCUCUAUUGAGGAUAAACAAACAAGAGACGUCUGUGAAGAAAUAUUAGGGAUAAGAGAGGAAUUGAUGUACAUCCAACGAAUUUUAGAUUUUAAUAUAAUGGACAAAGUAAUGUGCUUCAUGCCAUUUACGUUUGAACAAAUGGAAGGUAAACUUUCAUCAGAAAAGGCGAAAGUAAGAACCAUAGUGGAAAAUCUCGAAUUGGAUUUCGAUGGUACAGUGGAACAUAUCAAAAUUGAUAGUGCCAAACGAAACAGACAAUUGGUGGCCUUUAAAGUGCCAAUACACUGUCGUAGUUUAGCAGAAAGGUAUUUCCGACAAAUAUUUUUACAUAAAGAAGAUGUUAUAGUACAACAAUAUGCGCCUAUUAUUGAGAAGGUUCAGCUUGGGAGAAAGGGCAAAACUGAAGAAAAUAACCAUCAACUUUUAACAGAAUAUGUUUGUUAUUUCAUAGUUGAUCUCUUUUCGGGACAAGUUCCAAAAAGAAGAAUCAAAAUCGAUAAUACAAAGAAUAAGCCCUCCUCAUAUGAACAAUGUACAUCAAGAGUUUUAUCUAAUUGCAAAUACUGUGAAUACUGCAGAUCUAUGACCCAUACUAAAUAUCAUUGUCCUUUGAUAAAACCAUGCACCAACUGUGGUGUAAAAGGACAUAAGACAACGAGCUGUAAAAAAGCUCUGUCUACCAACACUCUGGUUCUAAAAAGACCAGAAACCAAACCAAACUUCCCAAUUUUACCACCUAAGGUGGUUAACAAAACUACGAGUGAUGAUUCUCAAAGAAAGGGAAGUAUAGCAAAAACUACUUCUCAUACAAAAGGAGAUAAUACAGAAAAGAUGGUUACACCAUCUGCUCAAAAUGAAAAUACUACCUUACAGGAAUCAAUACCUGUGACAAUUACGGGUCACAGGGAAGCUCCAACAACACCUCCUGUGGCUGAUACAACAGCCAAAAAAACAAUGACUACUGGCGUCCUGGAAAUGGAUACCAGUAAACACACAAUAUCCUCAAACGACGAAGCGUCACCGAGGAAAAAAUUAAAUGUGAAGGAAAAGCCCAGCAAUCCUGAGAAGGAUCCAGGGCUAAACCUGCCACCGAACCUCCAGUAG